AUGUUAGAAUCACUUGUAGCCAAUAUUCUCAAUAAGACCCUCGGGGCUUAUGUGGAGAACUUCGAUCCAAACCAACUUAAUAUCGGUAUAUGGUCCGGAGACGUUACCUUGUCGAACUUGAAACUGAAGCCGGAAUCUUUAGACAAAUUGGACCUACCAAUCAAUUUAAAAUGUGGUCAUUUGGCUAAUUUAACAAUGCAAAUACCUUGGUCAAAUUUGAAAUCUAAACCAGUGAAAAUUCAAAUUGAAGAUUGUUAUAUAUUGGCUACAGCCAAAUUGCAAAAUUCCAAGGCCUAUGAAGAUGAAGAUGAUCGAUUACAGAGAAUCAAACGUCAGAAAUUGGAUAAUUUGGAAUUAUUAUCCUCUCAAUCAAACGAUUCCUUGGACGAAUCAGACCAAUUGAAGAAUCAAUCAUUCACCGAAUCUUUGAUUGCCAAGGUUAUAGACAAUCUACAAGUAACAAUCAAAAAUAUCCAUAUAAGAUAUGAAGAUUUCGACUGUUAUACGAAAACUCCCUAUGCAUUUGGUAUUACUCUUGAUGAAUUAUCUGCUUCAAGUACUGAUGAAAAUUGGAUACCUAAUUUUAUCCAACAAAUCUCAACUCUUUCAAGGAAAUUGCUAUUAUUGAAAUCUUUAACUAUUUAUAUGGAUACUUCUUUGACUAAAAAUACCUCAAUUUGUUCUGAUGAUCAAUCUCAAAUGUUACAAAAUCUUAAAGAUUAUAUUCGAGUUGCAUCUUCUGAUGAUUCUCAAAUGGAAUAUCUAUUACAACCAAUUUCCGGAGAAGGUCAUUUAACUUUGAAUAAAUUGGGCUCAACACAAGAAAUUCCUCAUUAUCAAUUAGAUUUAUUUUUUGAUCAAUUCAGGAUCAAUCUUAAUAGGUCACAAUAUUUCAAUUUGUUGGAUACAAUAACUGAAAUGAAUUAUUAUAUGAAGACCCUCAAAUUUAAGAAAAAUGCUCCUACUUGUACAAUAGAUGAAGAUCCUUAUAAAUGGUUGAAAUAUUCCUUCCAAACUGUAUUCGAUGAAAUACAUGAAAGAAAUUAUAAGAAAACAUGGAGUUAUAUGAAGAAAAGAAGGGAUCAAAGAAAAUUGUAUAUUCCAUUAUGGAAAAAAUAUUUAUAUGAUAAAAAUUCACUUACACCAGAUGAGAGGCAAAAAAUGCUACAAUUGGAGGAUGAAUGUAGUUAUGAAGAUUUGAAAUUUUACAGAUCUUUGGCUAAACUUCAAUAUAAGAAGGAAUACAAUUCUUUACCCAAAUCUUCAAAACAGGAAAAUAAAGGAUGGUUUUCCUCAUGGUGGAGUGGUAAUAAUGAUUCUAAUGUGAAAGCUAUGGAUAUAAAACCAUCGGAUGACACUAUUGAAAUCACGAAUGAACAGAUCAAUGAGUUUUAUGAUGCAAUUGAAUUCGAUGAAUCAAAAGUAUUGGCUGAUUCCUUGGAUAUUCCAAGAGAUCGAAUUCAACUUUCUGUUGAUUGUAGGCUAAAUACCGGAUCUUUUGUUUUACGCCAGUCCCGUUCAGAUGCUAACAUGGCAGAGUUUUUAUCCCGUGGUUGUCAUGUGGAUUUUCUUCAACGUAAGGAUUCCUAUUUUGUUGGAUUUAAGUUAAAUGCAUUUUCAGUAGUUGAUGGAGAUCCAAAUACCAUUUUUAAUCAAAUAAUCAAUGCAAAGAGGAAAGAUUUCAAUAUUAAUGAUCCAACAAUUGAAGAUGUUUUUAAAGAUGAACCUUUCUUUCAAAUUUCUUAUGAACAACAUCCAAUAAAUGAAAUUGCCGAUUCCGAGCUAAUUUUAAAGAUGGGAAGUGUUUCCAUUUUCCACAAUCGGAAAUUUAUUGAAUCUUUAAUGCACUUUUUCUGUCCACCAAGGGCACAUGUUGAUACCAUUGGUUCUCUAAUGAAUGCAGCAGAUUGUACCCUUCAAGAUUUCACCAAACAGACAAAGAUUGGUUUACAGUAUGCAUUUGAAGAACAUAAAACUAUGAAUGUAGUAUUGGAUGUCCAGUCUCCUUUGAUUAUGCUACCUGCCGACCCAACAAGUUGGGAGGCUCCAGUUGUAAUUAUUGAUGCCGGUCAUAUCGAUAUGGUAAGUGAUUUAAUAUCUUCUGAAAAAUAUGAAGAAAUCAGAAGUGAAAGGAAAGAUUCUUACACAGAGGAAGAUUGGAAGAAAAUGAAUACUUAUAUGUAUGAUAAGUAUAACGUUGGAUUACAUGACGCACAUAUUGUUGUUGGUCCGGAUAUUUAUACAACAACAAAGAUUUUACAUGACACUGAUAAUGAUUCUGGGUUAAUUUUGCAUGAUUUUAGUAUGAACCUAAUUUUUGAAGUUUCCAUCAUACCGUCAUUUUAUAGCCUACCGAAGAUAAAAAUGAGCGGAGAGAUUCCUGACCUAAGAGCACAAAUGAGUGAUUACCAAUAUAAGAUAUUAUUGGAUCUAACUGGAAACUUAAUGCCCGAUUUUUCAACUCCGGAUGAUGGUUCCACAAAUUCCUCCGUUGAUGAUUACAUGGAUGCAAAUUCUUUCUUCAAUGAAAGGUCUGAUGGUGAAACAUCGAUUUAUUUAGAAGAUUCAACAUUGUUGAAAGAUCUGAAGGAAACUUCACUUGCAGAAGGCAACAAUCCAGAUAGUGCUACAAAUCAAUCAAAUUCAAGCUUGAAGGAUUCACCUGCUUUGCAGCAGCACGAAAUUGAGUUUAAUUUCACUAUGAAACAUAUUGUACUUUCAUUGAAGAGAUGUUUGGAUAAAGAAACUAUGGAAUCCGAGAUUUUGGUGGAUAUUGUCGGUGAUGAACUAAAACUACAUUUCUACCAAACACAACGUGAGCUUCAUGUAGAUAUGUCUCUUGCCGAUUUGUAUGUUCGUGAUUAUAUUCAGACAUCAGAAAUCCCAGAAUUUAAGAGACUGAUUGGUGCUAAAAAUGAAAAUGAUUCAACUGAGAAUCUAUUCUCCCUAGCUUAUACGAGGACUUUAAGGUACGCUCAUUUUAAAGGUGAAGAAAUUGAAUGUUUUGAUCAGGAUAUUAAUAUUGAUGUGUCUGAUUUACAGUUUGUUAUAACUAGAAAAUCUUUGUUAACAUUAAUUAAUUAUUCACUAAAUACAUUCACUGAUGUUAACGCCCCGGAAAUUCCUUCUGAUAAAUUGAGACAUAAUAAUGAAGAAGAAAUUAAUGCGCCUGCUCAUAUAAAUAUCGAUUUAAAGUUGAAGAGUAUUAGCCUUUUACUCAAUGAUGAUGGGCUUAAAAUUGCAACUUUGGUUUUUGCCGAUGCUGAUGCCUCUCUUUUCUUACUACCCGAUAAGAUGAGAAUUAAUACCAAAAUCGGUGGUUUGAGUCUAGUUGACAAUGAUGUCCACGAUGGGUCAAAAUUAAUAAAUAUACAAGGUGACGAUUUGGCUGAUAUAUACUAUGAAACAUUUGAUCCAGAGAUAAAUGAUUUACCUUAUGACUCUCAAUUCAAGUUUGAAAGUAGAUCAUUGGUCGUAACUUUUAUUGAAGAUUCAUUUGCAAGAAUCUACAAUUUCUUAUACCAAUUCCAACGAAUGAAGUAUAUCUAUGAUUCGGCUAGAGAAGCUGCCCUUAAUCAAGCAAGCAAUGUGGAAUAUCCAAAUAAAAUGAAGUUUGACGUUCAUGUACGUGCACCAAUCUUUGUGUUUCCUAAACCCGUUGACCCUGUGAACGAAAAAUUUGAUACGAUUACAAUUAACUUAGGGGAAAUUCGUACCUCGAAUACUUUUACAGAGCACAAAGAUCAUGUCUUGAACCUAAUAAAUGCUGAUUUGUUUAAUACUAGAAUUACAACUAGUCUAAACAUAGCGGAUGAAGGAGUCCAAGAAUUAGAUAUAAUUGAUAGGUUUGAUAUUCACCUUAAUAUCGACUAUAGCGACAAGUCUACUGGUGAAAGAGCGGAUGUUCUUGUAACCGGUGGUUUACAAGGAAAUGAUAUGAAAUUGACAGAAUUACAAGCUUUUACUUUGAUUCAACUUUCACAAUCUCUACCCACGAUAUUUAAGCACGUGAAACUAGAUGAUGAGGAUUUAGAAGAUUUGGAGAUGGAUGCCCAUAAUGCCAACUUGCUAAUUUCUAAUGGUGCAUCACAAGAAAAAGUACAAGAAAAUAAACCUGGCAUGUUGAAGGGAAAAUUUGAUGCUAUGGAAGCAACAGAUGAUACUAUUCAGAGUUCCGGUUCUUCAGUAAACUUUAAGUUCCACAUUCCUGUUUUAAGUUUGACACUCUUUAACAAUACUUGUCAUACUUUGAAUAUUUCAGAUAGUGAAUUAAUGAGGUUUUCAUUAAAUGACAUGGGCAUUAUGCUUGAUAUUGCUAAAAAUGGUGAUUACACUUCAAAUCUACACAUUAAAUCGUUCACGAUUAGGGAUGUUAGACAACAAUGUAAAAACUUUUUCAAAGACAUCAUCCCCGAAGUUGAUGAUAAGGAAUAUCAGUUUUUAACUACAAUCAAUUCGAAUAAAGGUGUUACCACCGUUGACUUGAAUAUUGAUCAUCCUCGUAUUCUUCUAGCUAUGGAUUACAUAGUAGCUCUAAAGUCUUUUAUUGACUAUGCAACUUAUCAACCCAGAAACAUUGUUGAUCACUACAUGAAGCAACACCCAGCUAUUGAUGAAACCCUCUCAAUUACUCGUGAUGAAAAUGACAGAAACACAAUCAAUAAUAACAAUAAUGAGAACAGUACAACUAACUACCAUAUUAAGAUUAAUGAACCAUCAAUUGUUCUUCUAGCAGAUACAGAGAAGGAAGAUUCAGAGGCGGUGGUAUUCAAGUUAAAUAAACUUUUAGUCGAUGUUUCUGAAACAACAAAUGUUGACGCAUCAGGAAUCGGUAUGUUCUUAACCAGAAUGUCCACUGAUUCAUCACAGGAUCUAAGAAUACUAGAUGACUUUGCCUUUAAAUUCGUUAUGGAUUCCCGAGGUUCUUGUGAUACGGCGUUCUUAACGACUAUAGACGCUACCGUAGAGCCAUUAUUGUUGAGAUUGUCGUUACGUGAUAUUUAUUUGGCUAUUGAGAUCUUUAAUAAAGCUUCUAAGAUGUACAAUAGUAUUGGUCAGUUAUCAAUGAACGAUAACGAUGUUACCUCUAUUGCCGAAGAAAUAGGAAAAACCAUUAGUAAAUACGCCCCAUCCAUUAUCUCGUCAUUAUCUCGGAGAUCCAACGAGAUUUACAAGAAAUUAUCUGAUAAGAAACCAGAUGUCAUUGUUAAGGCUGAGCAUAUGAAUAUUGUAUUCGAAGGAUUCAGAAUGGUUUUAAUUGGUGAUGUUCAUGAGUUGCCCAUCUUAGAUUUUGAUGUUGAAUCUUUUGAAAUCACCGCCAAAAACUGGUCCACCGAUUUCGAAGCGGAUACGAGAAUUGAAACAUUGAUCAAUAUAUUUAACUACUCGUUAUCUCAAUGGGAGCCAAUGUUGGAGCCAUGGAUGUUUGCAAUUCACAUUGAGAGAAAUCAAGAUGGUAAAUUACACUCUAAUUUCGUUUCUAAGCAAACCGCGGAAUGGACUGUCACUACACGCUCAAUUGCUACAAUCUCUCAUUUUGCAAACUUGCUUACCGAAACUGGUGAAUUGAAACCACGUGGGGAAGAUUCUCCUUUCAGGAUAUCUAAUCAUACUGGAUAUGAUAUCAACGUUUGGAUAGAUGAAAACAAAGAUGAAAAAAGGCAACUGACAGUUAUUAGAAACGAAGAGACUAUUCCAUGGUCUUUUGAAGAUUGGAGAAAAAUUCGUGAGAGAUUAUCAAUCGAUUCUGAAUUAAAUUCGAUCGGUAUUGAAUUGGUUGAUUCUAUAUACAAGCCAUUGAGAAAUGUUUCUCUUAGAUGUGUUGGUGAAGAGGUUUUCACUUUGGAUCCUCCAGUUGGCAAUUAUCACAAUCGAAUUGUUACUGAGAUUACACUAGCUGAGGAUAAGGUUAAAGAAGUUAUAUUGAGAUCCACGAUAUCCAUAGAGAAUGAUACACCUACAGCCAUUUAUAUUGGAAUCGGAAGUAAUUAUGAUGGCAAUUUUGCCAUUGAUAGGCAGGUAGUCAUACCUGGUGGUGCGAGGAGGGCUUUACCGAUAGAUUAUGUUUACGGGGGAGCUUUGGUUGUCAGACCAGAUACAAGCAGUGAAAUAUUUGGUUGGUCAAAAGCAUUCACAAAAGAAAGCCACGAUAUUACGGAAUUCAACUGGAGGAAUAUUCGAGAGAACGAUUUAUUUUUGGAAUGUUCAGCAACAGAUCCAAAAAGGAAUAAUUCCUAUUUUUUUAAAGUGCAUUCUGAAUCACAUAAUGAUGUUUUGAACAAGUAUUAUCCUUGUAUGAAUGUGGUCAUUUCACCACCAUUUGUAUUUGAAAACCUGCUUCCUUAUGACAUUGAUUGGAAAGUAUUCCAAUUGAAGCAUGAGAAGUGGGGAAGUUUCCUGAAGAGAGGUACAAAAGUACCUGUGCAUGUGCUCAAUAUCAAUGAGACGUCAAUUCUAAAAAUCGAUGUUUUAGGAUCUAGCUUUGGCCCUUCUCAACCGGCGAUAAUAAAUUCAGCGAUUGCAGGUGUUUAUCCUGAUAAUGAGAUUAUUCUCAGGAAUCAUCAUACACAACUAAGUUUGAAACUAUUAUACUCCACAGAUGCGAGAUAUGGCACAAAAGUAUCCAUCUACUCUCCUUAUCUGUGGGUCAAUAAAACAGGCAAGGAUCUUCGUGUUGUUGAUAACGCACACUCGAUUUUGUGUCCAGGUCGAAAAGGUGACGUUGAAGGCGAAGAAUAUCCUGAGAUGUUUUCCUUUGAUUCUAAGAACGAUGUUUUGGGAUUUUUGAAAGGUAAUUUGGAGGCCAAUAGAAUUCAGCUCAAAAUUGAGGAUUCAAGGUUAAGUGAUAGCUUUAGUAUCGAUAAAAUUGGACAAUCAUUUGAAGUGAACGUUGGACUCAGUGAUAGGUAUUAUGAAGAUAACAUUGGAAUCCAUAUUACAGAAGGCACUGGUAUUUAUAAAAUUACCAAAGUAAUUGUUGCUUCUCCUAGAUAUAUUGUUAAGAAUGAUCUCAAGGUCCCAAUUAUUAUAGGUCUUGUUGGUAGUAAGGAGAAUAUGACCGUUCAGCCAGAAGAAAUAUGUCCGUUAUAUAAAACACCAGCACAGAACAAGAAAGAAAUGGUUAUUGGAUUCGAGGAGGUGCCAAACAGUAUGUCAGCAUCAUUUGUUAUAACUGAAAUAGGGGAAAUCUUUUUGAGAGUUAAGAAGAAAGAUUCAAACGCCCACCAACUAUUGAAGGUUAACAUAUCGACUGAUCACGCUACAGUUUUUGUUAAUAUUCUCGAUGCAGAAAACAAAUGGCCAUAUAUGAUCAAAAAUUAUACCAACGAAGAGUUUUUUAUUUUCCAACAGAAUCCUAAUAUCAGUAGCGAUGGCAGUAUAACAUCAGAUGUUCCAUUCACUCCGGUGCUUUACCGUGUUCCGGGAAAAAGUGUUAUGCCAUACGCCUGGGAUUUUCCUAGCGCAGAGAAUAAGGAACUGAUUGUGAAAUGCGGCGAUUAUCAAAGGUAUAUACGGUUGGAAGAAAUUGGAGAACAAGUUCCUAUAUUGAUCAAGGAGAAAAAUAUGGCUUUUGAUUUAAACGUUGUUGCGGAAGGUGUAGUGCAAUCUUUAAAUAUUACCGACUAUGAUUAUUCCAAGAGUAUGUACAAGUUGAAGAGUAAGAAAAAUAGCAAUUCGUCGAGUAUAUCGACGAGUACGUCCAAUAAAGAUGCUGAUUUUGAGGCUGUUGUUGACAAUGCAUCAGACUAUUAUACCAGUUUAAUAUUCAAUUUUGAAGGUGUAGGAAUAUCACUUGUUAAUACAGAGGGUAGGAUCCAGGAGUUAUGUUAUAUUACAAUACGUGGCAUUGAAUUUAGAUAUAAUGAAUCUGGUGUAUAUCAAACUCUUAGUAUGAAGAUGAAGUGGCUUCAAAUUGAUAAUCAAUUGACAAGGAAUGUUUUCCCCGUUGUAUUAUAUCCUACGGUGAUACCUAAAUCCAGCUUUGAGCUAAAUAACCAUCCUGUUUUUUCUGCAUCUAUAGCUAAAAUGAAAGAUGAUAAACAUGGCGUUACUUACAUAAAAUUUGCUACCGUCUUAUUGCAGGAAUUAUCGAUUAAGGUAGAUGAAGAUUUCCUGAUUGCACUACUUGAUUUUUCGAAAAUUCCAGGAGCAUCAUGGAACAAAGUUGAGGAAGAUGAAUUGUGGGCUCAAAAUUUGGAUAUACCUGAACCACCUAGCAUUAGAACAACGGAUGACCUUUAUUUUGAGGGUUUGCAUUUACAACCACUACAGUUUAACAUAUCUUUUGUGCGGACUGAGAACUCCAACCUGGUAUCUAAUGUGAUGUCGACACAAAAUAUUCUAUCGGUUGCUACUGAUGUGUUGACAAUGGCCAUCGGUAACAUUAACAAUGCACCGGUAAGACUAGCUGCCUUAUUAUUAGAAAAUAUUAGAGUACCAAUUCCGUAUCUCAUUAAGAAUAUUUGUGAUCAUUACACCCAAGCAUUUCUAUAUCAACUAUACAAAGUGCUAGGCAGUGCGGAUGUAUUAGGAAAUCCUGUGGGACUAUUCAAUAAUAUCAGCAGUGGUGUCAUGGAUAUUUUCUAUGAGCCAUACCAAGGUUAUAUAAUGACUGAUAGACCGGAAGAAUUAGGUAUUGGGUUAGCCAAGGGUGGAUUAAGUUUCCUUAAGAAAUCAGUUUUUGGUGUCAGUGAUUCUGUCUCACGGUUUACAAGUUCUAUGGCCAAGGGGUUGACUGUUGCAUCUAUGGAUAAAAAUUUCCAGGAGCAGAGGAGAUUAGCCAGACAAGGAAUUCAAAAUAAAAAUCAUCCCGUAAAUUCAUUAUCACUGGGCGCCACUUCAUUCAUCAGUGGUGUGUCAAGUGGUAUAACUGGAUUAGCUACUGCGCCGCUGGAAGGUGUUUACAAGGAAGGUGCCAGUGGAUUUUUCAAAGGAUUGGGAAAAGGUCUUUUGGGGUUACCAACAAAGACAGCAACUGGUGCUUUUGAUCUAGCAAAUAAUAUCAGUGAGAGUAUAAGGAACACUACAACUGCGUUUGACAAUGAUAAUAUCGAUAAAGUGAGGUUUCCUAGGUAUAUACCGUAUGAUGGGUCUAUUAUUCGGUAUCAAAAUAAGGAAAGUCAGGGACAGUAUUGGCUGAAAAAUUGCGACAAUGGCGAGUUUGAAAAUGAUCAUUAUGUGGCACAUUAUGUUUUUCCUGGCGGUGAAUAUGCUGUAAUUAUAAGCUUCCAAAGAAUAGUGCUGAUGAAUGUUUAUGAGUUAAAGGACCAAUGGAUGAUCCCAUAUGAUGGUAUCAAGGAUAUCACUUUAGAGAGAGGCGGAAUUCGGAUCAAAGAAUCGCAAUCGAAUUCGAGUGUUGUCAUUCCCUUGAGGAAUCCUGAGGAUAGAAAGUAUUUGUAUCGACAGAUAUCUAUUGCUGUCAAUGAAUUUAACAAGCGUAGCAUUGUGGAACUUUAA
This is a messenger RNA of Pichia kudriavzevii, 9456 nucleotides long. RefSeq lists its product as uncharacterized. NCBI's taxonomy places the organism in Eukaryota, Fungi, Ascomycota, Pichiomycetes, Pichiales, Pichiaceae. The record is from RefSeq and is a predicted model, not a curated record. The transcript has a single exon. The coding region runs from base 1 to 9456 and encodes 3151 amino acids. Gene Ontology annotation, biological process: mitochondrion organization; late endosome to vacuole transport; protein targeting to vacuole. Gene Ontology annotation, cellular component: extrinsic component of membrane.